Messenger RNA from Thlaspi arvense, 897 nucleotides. The record is from the annotation of a GenBank genome assembly. Lineage: Eukaryota; Viridiplantae; Streptophyta; Magnoliopsida; Brassicales; Brassicaceae.
UGCGAAGGGAGACGGAGAGAGAUGGCGAAACCAAAGAGAGACGAACUCAAUCAAAUCCUUUUCGGUUAUCUCAACACCAUCAACGAUACUCUCCAGCUGUUCGAUCAAUCGCCGCCUCCGACACAAGACAAAUUAAGCUGGAACGAUGUCCUUCAGAUGUCUGAUCACCUCUCCAAACAAGCCACCAUAGGAGGAUCGUAUGAGAAAGACAGGAAGCCCUCAGUUCCGCAGCUUACAGGAGCAGUGUGGGAGGCAUGCUCUAAUUUAAAGAAACUUCCUGCAACAAACGUCAAAGCCAUUGGCCUUGCGAUGACACAGGUGGCUGUGUCCGUGAAGGAUGUUCUUAGGGAGAUGAAAGAAGUGAAGGAAGCUUGUUCUUCACCCGAGCAUGAUGUUUCUGCGAACCAGGAGAGUGGGAGUCUAAGCUCAGAUGAAGAUGAUGAUGAUGAUUUAGGAGAUGACUUGUCUCCUGAAGAACUAGAGGUUGCUAAGUUGGUAGCUGAUAUAGUGUCUGAGACGCUCAUGGUGAUAAAAGAGCUCAUCCGGGAUAUUACAGGCAUGAUUAAGGUGGAGAACCCAAGUGAUAACGGUGGGUUUGUGGACUCGCUUGAGAAGCUACUGAAGUUGUGUCAAGGAAUUGGAGUAGAGAUUGAUGAGCUUGGAGCCUGCGUUUAUCCCCCUCAAGAGCUGAGUCUCAUGAAACAAACGGUGGAGAGAAUUAAGGGGAAGAUUGGUGAGAUUGAGGCUGUUGUUAUGGGUUUCAAGAGUUCAUCUUCAUCAGACGGUUUCUUGAGAACAUGCACAAGGCUGCAGAGUUUGAUUCAACAUACUGAAACAGAGCUGGACGCAAGAAGUGAAGGUGAAGUAGUUUCCAAAAGGAAGAAUGUUACUCUUUAG